Colletotrichum paranaense is the source of this 252-nucleotide messenger RNA. RefSeq lists its product as uncharacterized. Bases 1 to 252 code for a protein of 83 amino acids. The record is from RefSeq and is a predicted model, not a curated record. The transcript has a single exon. NCBI's taxonomy places the organism in Eukaryota, Fungi, Ascomycota, Sordariomycetes, Glomerellales, Glomerellaceae.
AUGAACCCAUCUGCGUGCGUUGCGUUGCGUUGCUUUCUUGCGUCUCUUGUGUCCAAUGCAAGUGGUGCAGGCGGAAGUGUGUGUCAUUUCGCGUGGCUCCUAGUUGCAUCCGCAUUGGAAGGUAUAGUCCGGCCCUGGUAUUGGAUUGGUGCUGCCGCCCGCUUGAAGCAUUGGUUGAGGAUGAAUGAUAAUCGCUCGGUCUGGUUUUGGGUCCCAUUUUCCCCUCUCUUGCCGAUGAACCAUUGCAUAUAA